Messenger RNA from Fusarium keratoplasticum, 5754 nucleotides. RefSeq names its product Chromatin-remodeling ATPase INO80. The transcript is spliced from 4 exons. Gene Ontology annotation, molecular function: ATP binding; histone binding; DNA binding. Gene Ontology annotation, cellular component: Ino80 complex; nucleus. Gene Ontology annotation, biological process: chromatin remodeling; DNA-templated transcription; DNA repair. The record is from RefSeq and is a predicted model, not a curated record. Lineage: Eukaryota; Fungi; Ascomycota; Sordariomycetes; Hypocreales; Nectriaceae. The coding region runs from base 1 to 5754 and encodes 1917 amino acids.
AUGGACAAGAACGGCUACAACUCAACGGUGCUGCAGCGGCCGCAUAGAGAAGACGGUGGCGAUGAGGAGCGGGAACCUCGCUCGCAUCACCACCACCAUCACCACCAUCAUCAUCACCAUCACCGGCGCGACGUGAUGGGCGGUUCUGAUGCUCCUCGUCCUGGCGGCGACUCGGCUGGUCCUCCAGCUGGUGCGACGGCGACAGCCUCAUCGAAUGCGAACGCGAAUGCGCAUCGGCACUCCACCUUCAGCCUGCGCUCGCCCAAGCAGUCCGAGUUCCGUCCUCCUCCCUUCUCUCCCCCAAACCACGGCCACGCCCAUUCUCACAACACCAGCACCUCGAGUGCUGGCCAUCCUCAUCAAUCCCCGCCUCGCCAGGCCUUGCAUAAUCCCAAUCCCUACAUGUCUUCCUCGUCCUCGGGCGCACCGGGCGGCCCCGUCGCUCCCACUCUACCACCUCCCGUUGGUCUCAAGUCAUCAUCACCUGCGGCGAGCACGCCGGGUGGCCUUCAACACCAUCCUUCGCAGCACCCGUCGCACCAGCAGCAUCAACACCAAGCUCCUCCCCCGGUGUCGCCCCUGCACCCGCCGGCUGGAUACUAUUCGCCCUCGGCGCCCGACGUCCAUCACGGCCGUGACAGUAAACCCGCAUCGCGAGGCUUCUAUGACCCAACGACCGACACCACCAAGGAGCGUCGAGUUUCUGUUUCCGACGCGGCUACGCCUGGCGCCUGGCACAACGCCAACGCCAACGCCAACGCGCCCCCGGCUGGCACUCCCAAGACUCGUGAGCCAUACAACUAUUCGCAAUCUGGUGAACAACACACUCCUUCCUAUUACAACGGCGGCUCUUACACAUCACCACGCGCGUCUUCAUUCAAUCGCCCGCGCAGCCCGUUAUCCCAUUCGCACCCUCAGCCUGGGUCUCUCAGUCCUCCAGGUCGACAGCCGCUCCUAGCUUCUCCGAGCUUGAGACAUGGUGCAACAGCCAAUAUGAGCUCGACAACCAACGGGGCUCCUGCCCUUCCACCCUUCAAGUCGGACCUCGCGGCUCCAUCACCACCAAAGCCUAAUCCUCCAUCCACCAGCACGCCGAGCCGAGCUGCUGACCCCAUGUCCUUCUCCAACAUUCUUUCUAGUGCCGAACCUGCACCAAAACCUCGGGAACGAACACCUGUGGUUGAAGAGCGCGAGCGAGACCAUGACCGAGACCGACGCGACCGAGAGUUGAAGCGUGAUUCGCGAGAAGCGAAGCCGUCAAAGCGCGAGCUGGAACCCGAGGAUCACGAUACUGAAGUCGAGAAAGACGUCGAGACGGAGCCCGAACCCGUCAGGGGAAAACCAAGAGAACCUGCCAAAAAGAGAGGAGGCCGCAAGUCGACCAAGGGCCGCGCCUCUGACAUCCGAGAGGCGGCAAGAGAGGCAGUGACCCCCAAGAAUGGGCGACGAUUAUCCAUCAAGAAGGAAUCCCCGACUCCCCGUCUACCUGCUAAGCGACAAGCGAACGGUCAGCCCAAGCAAAAGGCUUGGUCGAGCGAGAUGGAAAAGAAGAUCCAGAAUGCCGAGUCUCAGAUUGACAGCAAGGCCGCGACCCUCGAUCCUGAUGAGUUCGACGAGCAGCAGUACAAGGAACGCGCCCAGAAGCGCCGACGUGUAAUGGCCGAGCUGGACCUGGAUCAGAGCCGACUUCGACGAGAUGCUUAUGCAACGUCAGCAAGCAAAAAGCUGGUGCUACAUGCCGAGCUCGGCAAGCGGCGAUAUGACGAUGUUUUCUACGAUGAAGCUCUCCACGAAGUUCGCGAGCAAGAGGUCUACGCUGAGAAGGAACGCAAGAAGGACAUGCAACGCAAGCGACGUCGCGAAAAGUCCAUGGCUGUCACCAUGGAGCAGAAGGAGGCGGCUCUCGCGCGCGCCGAGGCAGCCGAAGACGAGGCAGAGCGCCAGAAGCACCUCCGUGAUGCCGAGCGUGCCAGUAAGAAGGCACAGCAGACGAAGCUUAUUCUACAACAAGGAAUCAAGGGCCCCGCCCGGAACCUGGAGCUCAACCUCGAGGGUGGCACCAUGUCUUCAUUCCAGGCUUCCGACAUGGAAUCUGGCGAAGCAGGAACGCCAUCCGGCAAACGAAAAGGCAAGGGACGAGGUGGUCCUCGUCUUAAGAAGUCAAAGGAGCAGAAGCAGGCCGAGAAGGAUUCUGCCGAAGCUGCCCAGGCAGCUUUGGAUGCUGGCGAGGAGUUGCCCACCAAGGAGGAAAAUCGCGUCCGCAUCAAGAUCAAGAAGUCCAAGAAGGAGGCCGCCUUGGAAGCCGAAAAGGACAAGGAUGAGGCCGACAAGGACGAGGAGGAGCCCACCGAGAAGAAGACCAAGAAGGGCAAGGACAAAGAUAAGGACAAAGACAAGGAAAAGGUCGACGACAUCCCCGAGAACGAGAAGCGCUUCAUGUCCAAGGGUUACAACCAAAUUUACGACCAGAUCUGGCGAGACAUGGCUAGGAAGGAUGUCAACAAGACCUUCAAGCUGGCAGUCGACUCUUACGCCACAAAGGCUUCUAACCUCAAGAAGACGGCGAUUCUGGCAUCCAAGGAGGCUAAGCGCUGGCAGCUCCGAACCAACAAGGGCACCAAGGAUCUUCAGGCCCGCGCCAAGCGAGUCAUGCGUGACAUGAUGGGCUUCUGGAAACGCAACGAACGUGAGGAGCGAGACCUUCGCAAGGCUGCCGAGAAGCAAGAGAUUGAGAAUGCCCGCAAGGAGGAAGCUGAUCGUGAAGCCGCUCGUCAGAAGAGGAAGCUCAACUUCCUUAUCUCCCAGACUGAGCUCUACUCUCACUUCAUCGGCAAGAAGAUCAAGACUGAUGAGGUGGAGCGUAGUACCGACAACCCUGAUGUGGCCAGGGAUGCGCACCAGAUUGACGAGCAGAAACUCGACAUUGAGGAGCCUACCAUGGUUGCCGGCAAGGUCACAGACUUUGCCAAUCUUGACUUUGAGGAGGGCAGUGACGAAGCUCUUCGUGCUGCUGCCAUGGCCAACGCCCAGAACGCCAUUGCAGAGGCUCAAAAGAAGGCUCGCGACUUCAACAACCAGGGCCUCGACAUGGACGAGGAGGGCGAGAUGAACUUCCAGAACCCCACAGGUCUGGGAGACGUCGAAAUCGAGCAACCCAAGCUCAUCAAUGCUCAGCUCAAGGAGUACCAGCUCAAGGGUCUCAACUGGCUUGUCAACCUGUACGAGCAGGGCAUCAACGGUAUCUUGGCAGACGAAAUGGGUCUCGGAAAGACUGUACAGUCUAUUUCCGUCAUGGCGUACCUUGCCGAGAAGCACGACAUUUGGGGUCCUUUCCUGGUUGUCGCCCCAGCUUCGACGCUUCACAACUGGCAGCAAGAAAUCGCCAAGUUCGUUCCCGAGUUCAAGAUUCUGCCGUACUGGGGUGGCGCUGGCGACCGAAAGGUUCUCCGAAAGUUUUGGGACCGCAAGCAUACUACGUACCGAAAGGAUGCUCCUUUCCACGUUUGCGUGACUUCAUACCAGCUUGUUGUCUCAGAUGUGGCUUAUUUCCAGAAGAUGAGAUGGCAAUACAUGAUUCUGGACGAGGCCCAGGCCAUCAAGAGCUCUCAGAGUUCUCGUUGGAAGUGCCUUCUCGGCUUCCACUGCCGAAACCGACUGUUGCUCACAGGUACCCCUAUCCAGAACAACAUGCAGGAACUUUGGGCCCUUCUCCAUUUCAUCAUGCCGUCGCUGUUUGACUCUCACGACGAGUUCAGCGAAUGGUUCUCCAAGGAUAUUGAGUCGCACGCGCAGAGUAACACCAAGCUCAACGAGGAUCAGCUCAAGCGUCUUCACAUGAUUUUGAAGCCCUUCAUGCUUCGACGUGUGAAGAAGCAUGUGCAGAAGGAGCUUGGUGACAAGAUUGAACUCGACGUGUUCUGCGAUCUCACCUACCGACAACGGGCUUACUACAGCAACCUGCGGAACCAGAUUAACAUUAUGGAUCUCGUUGAGAAGGCUACUAUGGGAGAUGACCAAGACUCUGGCACUCUGAUGAACUUGGUCAUGCAGUUCCGAAAGGUCUGUAACCAUCCUGAUCUGUUUGAGCGUGCUGAAGUCCGUUCACCUUUUGCCUGCGCCUACUUUGCCGAGACUGCGUCAUUUGUCCGCGAGGGCAGUGAGGUCUCUGUGGGUUACUCGAGUCGCAACAUGAUCGAGUACGAACUUCCCCGUCUCAUCUGGCGAGAAGGUGGUCGCCUGCACAAGGCUGGCCCGGACAAUCAGACAGCUGGUUGGCGAAGCCAGGCACUCAACCACAUGAUGAACAUCUGGAGUCCAGAGAACGUUCGAGAGAGUAGCAGUGGAUCCAAGGCAUUCUCAUGGCUUCGGUUUGCUGAUGCUUCGCCCAACGAAGUCUAUGAGGCUACACACUCGAGCUUGAUCACCCGAGCUGCCAAGGAGAUUCAAAAGCGUGAUCGACUUGGCUACUUCAAUGUUGCCUACGCCGAGUCUGAAGACAAGAACUACACCCCGGCCCAUGCUCUCUUCCAGAUUCGGGCCCGUCAGAACCGGAAGCCUGUUGCAGAAAUCACCACCGAGGGCGUUUUGGCCCAGCUGAUGAAUGUUGCCCGGGCAGACUAUGACGAGUCUGGUCUGGGACGACUGGAGCCAGCUGGCAAACCUCGCGCGUCGGCUCCCCCGAUCCAAGUUUCUUGCCGUAGCUCGGGUUCCGAGAUCGAGCGAGCCAACAACCUGUUCAAUGUUGACAUUCGCAAGAUCCUCUUCGGACCGACAGUGUUUGAGCAGAGGGCGCUGGUGGAGAAGAAGGUUCCUCUGGAGCUAUACCCUUCGCGCGAGAUGCUUCCCAAACCGGAUCACGAGAAGAAGGGCUUUACCAACAUCUCGGUCCCGUCCAUGCAGCGAUUCGUCACCGACAGUGGCAAACUUGCUAAGCUCGACGACCUGCUCUUCAAACUCAAGGCCGAGGGUCAUCGUGUGCUGCUGUACUUCCAGAUGACACGCAUGAUCGACAUGAUGGAGGAGUACCUGACAUACCGCAACUACAAGUACUGCCGACUGGAUGGUUCGACCAAGCUCGAAGAUCGACGAGACACUGUGCACGAUUUCCAGACCCGUCCCGAGAUCUUCAUCUUCCUCCUGUCCACUCGUGCCGGUGGUCUCGGUAUCAACCUCACAUCCGCCGAUACCGUCAUCUUCUAUGACUCGGAUUGGAACCCGACCAUCGACUCACAGGCCAUGGACCGAGCCCAUCGACUGGGCCAGACUAGGCAGGUUACUGUGUACCGUCUUAUCACUCGCGGUACCAUCGAGGAGCGUAUCCGAAAGCGUGCUCUGCAGAAGGAGGAAGUCCAGCGCGUUGUUAUCCAAGGUGGCGGUGCCAGCGUCGACUUCUCUGGUCGUCGUGCUCCUGAGAACCGCAACCGCGACAUCGCCAUGUGGCUGGCGGAUGACGAGCAGGCGGAGAUGAUUGAACGCCGCGAAAAGGAACUCCUCGAGUCGGGCGAGUUGGAGAAGCAACAGAAGAAGAAGGGAGGCAAGCGACGCAAGGCAGAGAAUUCUGCCAGCUUGGAUGAGAUGUAUCAUGAAGGCGAGGGUCACUUUGAUGACGGUUCCAAGGGGCUUUCUGGAACGGCGACACCGAACACACCCGCCGCUGCCGAGAGCGACACCAAGGGCAAGAAGGGCAGGGUGAAGGGAUCUAAACGAGCCAAAACGGCCAAGCAAAGGCUGGCUAUCGCCGAUGGCAUGGUUUAG